This is a messenger RNA of Ochotona curzoniae (black-lipped pika), 1417 nucleotides long. It is a transcript of the gene GAPDHS, whose product is annotated as glyceraldehyde-3-phosphate dehydrogenase, spermatogenic. The record is from RefSeq and is a predicted model, not a curated record. The transcript has 11 exons. NCBI's taxonomy places the organism in Eukaryota, Metazoa, Chordata, Mammalia, Lagomorpha, Ochotonidae. Gene Ontology annotation, biological process: glucose metabolic process. Gene Ontology annotation, molecular function: NAD binding; NADP binding; oxidoreductase activity, acting on the aldehyde or oxo group of donors, NAD or NADP as acceptor. Bases 61 to 1272 code for a protein of 403 amino acids.
ACACCUCAGUAACAUCACGGCAGAUUCCGGAACAGCUAGGCCAUGACACCUUAGAAGGCCAUGUCGAAGCGUGACAUCGUUCUCACCAAUGUUACGGUUGUCCAGCUGCUGCGACAGCCAUGCCCAGUAAGCAGACCCCCUCCUCCGCCUGAGCCCAGGAUCGAAGCUGAGCCGAAGCCUGAAGCAGUGCCGGAGCCAGUUAAGGAAGCUCCGAAGCCACCGCCCCUUCCUCCCACCUCUCCUCCCCAGAAGAAGAUUAGCAUUCGGGAGUUAACGGUCGGCAUCAAUGGAUUCGGACGUAUUGGUCGUCUGGUGCUGCGCGCAUGCCUGGAAAAGGGUGUUAGAGUGGUGGCCAUAAAUGAUCCAUUCAUCGACCCGGAAUACAUGGUGUACAUGUUUAAGUAUGACUCCACACACGGCCGGUACAAGGGAAGCGUGCAAUACAAGAAUGGACGCCUGGUGGUAGACAACAAUGAGAUCACCGUGUACCAGUGCAAGGAGCCCAAGGAGAUCCCCUGGAAGUCUGUUGGGAGCCCCUACGUAGUGGAGUCCACAGGCGUGUACCUCUCCCUAGAAGCUGCUUCGGCACACAUCAAUGCAGGUGCUCAGCGAGUGGUCAUCUCAGCACCGUCACCUGAUGCACCCAUGUUUGUCAUGGGUGUCAACGAAAAUAACUACAACCCUGGCUCCAUGAACAUCGUCAGCAAUGCAUCCUGCACUACCAACUGCCUGGCCCCCCUCGCCAAGGUCAUCCAUGAGCGAUUUGGCAUUGUGGAAGGGCUCAUGACCACAAUCCAUUCCUACACGGCCACCCAGAAGACAGUGGAUGGGCCGUCCAAGAAGGCCUGGCGAGAUGGACGCGGUGCCCACCAGAACAUCAUCCCAGCCUCCACGGGGGCUGCCAGUGCUGUGGGCAAAGUGAUCCCAGAGCUCAAAGGGAAACUCACAGGAAUGGCAUUCCGAGUGCCAACUCCAAACGUGUCUGUUGUGGACCUGACAUGCCGCCUGGCCCAGCCUACCUCUUACUCAGCCAUCAAGGAUGCUGUGAAAGCAGCAGCCAAGGGGUCCAUGGCUGGCAUCCUUGCCUACACUGAAGAUGAGGUUGUGUCCACCGAUUUCGUGGGAGACCACCACUCGUCCAUCUUCGAUGCCAAGGCAGGCAUUUCGCUCAACGAUAACUUCGUGAAACUCGUUUCCUGGUACGACAACGAGUUCGGCUACAGUCACCGGGUGGUAGACCUCCUCCGCUACAUGUACAGCCGAGACAACUGAAGCGGGCAGGCUCCCCUUCGCUUCCCUGUACUCCUCCUGGACUCGAACCCUCACCUCGCUCUCACCCCGGGCUCCCCGGGGAAGUAGGGCUCCCAGCGAGAGGGCCUGGUCCCGCUAGGUCCGCGAUGAAAUAAAAAGCAGGUGC